Messenger RNA from Brugia malayi, 2085 nucleotides. RefSeq lists its product as uncharacterized. The record is from RefSeq and is a predicted model, not a curated record. NCBI's taxonomy places the organism in Eukaryota, Metazoa, Nematoda, Chromadorea, Rhabditida, Onchocercidae. The transcript is spliced from 12 exons. Bases 1 to 2085 code for a protein of 694 amino acids. Gene Ontology annotation, molecular function: phospholipid binding; guanyl-nucleotide exchange factor activity; protein binding. Gene Ontology annotation, biological process: regulation of ARF protein signal transduction.
AUGUCGGAGAAUUCGCUAAAGAAUGGAGCACCACGUUCUGAAUUCUUUUUGAUGACCGGUGAUAAAAUGAUCAGUUUGAACCAUAAAAUAUCUCCUCGAUACGCCGAGAUGCAUUUCGAACAGCUGCCACCAACAACUGAAAAGGCAGACUUACCCGCACCUAGAAAACCAUUUGACGAUUUUCCGUCAACAAUGCAAGAAAAAUCGAGAAGUAGGAGAUUUAAUCCAGAAUCUGCGGUUCCUGCAUCACAAUCUGAAAAUGGACUCCACGAGAAGCAGUAUCUCCAGGAUAUCGGGAUCGAAGAGAAGAAUUCAUCAGUGACGGUAAAUAUGGAUAGGAAUAACUUAAGUUGUACAGCAGAAGCGAGUGGAUCUAUUGCAACUGUUUCUAGUUCUUUGUCGUGCAGUAAUUCUGCAGUAACUCCACGUAGUCCGAAAGUUGAAAAUGUGGCUGUGACAAAAUCGUUGGAAACUAGUCGAAGUGAACCAAAUAGCCCUUCAAAAUCGUCUGCUCCCGUUAUGAACAAUUUUGUAUCAACAAUCAGAUGUCCAUCUCCUUCAGAUUACGAUAGGAGGACGGAAUUCGAUGCUGAGGCACCUGUGCGUCUUGCUAAACGACUUUUUAUAUUAGAUGGUUUCAGAAGGGAAGAUGUUGUGGUCCAUUUGUCAAAAACAAAUGAAUUUGGUAUAUCCGUUGCCGAAGAAUAUUGUGCCUUGUUCAAUUUCUCUGGCAUUCGUUUGGAUGCAGCACUACGGGAUUUCCUUUCAAGAUUUUGUCUUACGGGUGAAACUCAGGAAAGAACUCGUGUUACCGAGCAUUUCGCGAAGCGUUAUUAUGAAUGCAAUCCAACAUUGUUCAAAAGUGCAGACCAAGUUCAUGCACUUACCUGUGCUUUGCUGAUGCUGAACUCGGAUUUACAUGGUCCGAAUGUUGGAAGACGGAUGUCUAGUCGUGAUUUCGUAGAUAAUCUGAGCUACACAGAACAUAUUUUCGAUUGCUCUCUGUUGAAGACUUUAUAUGUAGCUAUCAAGGAGCAGCCUAUCAAAUGGGUUGGUGAGCUGGAAAAGAUGUCGCCUAAUGACAUAUCAGGAGCGGAUGGUACUACUACACAGUUUCAUGAAACAAAGAAAAAAAAGACCCUAUCAAAAUCACGAUCGACAAUAAGUAGUGAUGAUCAGAUUGAGUAUAAAGCUGGUUGGGUUGUGAGGAAGUAUCUUUUUGAUAGAGAUGGAAAGCGAACUCCGUUUGGUCGGCGCGGCUGGAAGAUGGUUUAUGCUCGACUUCGUGGCAUGGUUCUUUAUUUGCAUAAAGAUGAGAGCGGCUUCCGGCGUGGCCGUUUCCAGACAUUCAAUAAUGUUAUCCUUCUGCAUCAUGCACUGGCUGAAAAGCCUGAAGAUUAUAGCAAGAGGCAGCAUGUAUUCAAAUUACGGACAGCUAAUCUCGGUGAAACACUUUUUCAAACGAGUGAUCCGAGCGAAGUGCAGCAAUGGAUUGAUACAAUUAAUUACGUUGCUGCAGCUUUUUCUUCACCAGCAUUACCGGCAUCUGUUUCAAAUCAGGUUGAAGUUUUCCACAAACCGCUACUACCUAGUGCGCCGUCAGGUCUGUCAAUAGUGGAGCAACUAAGAGUACACGAGAAAAAAGAAGAAGAAAUGGGAUUGAAGCUUGCAGAACUUAUGAGAACAGCGCCAUCUUUGAAUGCUAAAGGCCAUAUUGUGCAAGACUUUUUUUACAAAGAACGUUUUCUGUACCAAGAAAGAGAACGUUACCAGCGUUAUGUCGAGGUUCUGCGUGAAAACCUUAGUGUACUCUCACCAUCACAUUCCACGGCAAUACGUGUAGAACCCGUCAUAGGAAUUUAUCGAGUGGGAGAUACAAGUAAGUUGUCCACUUCUACCCAAAGCAAAAUGUUCGCUUGUACAAGCAUAGUGAAAGAGGAACCAGAGGCAGAAGCAAGGGCUGAAAAAGCAGAAGAGGAAGAUUCCGAUCCAGAAUCCGGUGGGUCAGGCACAAGCACGGACCGUUGCAGUUACCAGGAAGCAAUACUGCACAAUCCAGGUCCCCAUUUGUUAAUAUCAAAAUGA